Messenger RNA from Brassica rapa (field mustard), 1099 nucleotides. Its product is annotated as stem-specific protein TSJT1. The record is from RefSeq and is a predicted model, not a curated record. Lineage: Eukaryota; Viridiplantae; Streptophyta; Magnoliopsida; Brassicales; Brassicaceae.
UCUUCCCACAGGAAAAGAAAGAAAACCAGACAACGGCCUUAGAUUAAAACAUAUAGCCACCACUUGACAUAAUACAUGUAUAAAUACUCAAGAAACCUAACCACUUUAUUCUCUGCUUCUGCAUUUUUCCUUCAAAGUUUCUUAUUAUAGAGAAACAAUACUCUUCUCUUUAUUUAUAACCUUUUUUUAUUUUCCCUCUCCCUGUGGAGAAACAUGUUGGCUAUAUUUCAUGAGGCGUUUGCUCAUCCACCGGAGGAACUCCACAGUCCAGCAUCUGAGAAAUGCUCUAAACAGCCCAAACUUCCUGAAGAAACCUUGAACAGUUUCUUAUCUCGUUACCCUCUCAACACUUUCUCUAUGUCUUUUGGUAAAGCAGCUGUUCUAGCUUACGUUCGUCCCUCUGCUUCCUUCUCAGUCCACCAAAGAGUAUUCUGUGGAUUUGAUGACAUCUACUGUCUCUUCUUUGGGAGCUUGAACAAUCUGUGUCAGCUAAACAAGCAAUACGGUCUCACCAAGACAACGAACGAGGCCAUGUUUGUGAUUGAAGCUUAUAGGACUCUUAGAGACAGAGGUCCUUAUCCAGCUGAUCAAGUCGUCAAGGAUUUAGAUGGUAGCUUUGCCUUUGUUGUUUAUGAUAGCAAAGCCGGUUCUGUCUUCACGGCUCUGGGAUCUGAUGGAGGAGUGAAGCUCUUUUGGGGAAUAGCUGCUGAUGGAUCUGUUGUGAUCUCAGAUGAUUUAGAUGUUAUUAAAGACGGUUGUGCUAAAUCUUUUGCUCCAUUUCCUACAGGAUGUAUGUUCCACAGUGAAGGAGGGUUAAUGAGCUUUGAGCAUCCGAUGAACAAGAUCAAGGCGAUGCCGAGAGUGGACAGCGAAGGAGUUCUGUGUGGUGCCAACUUCAAGGUGGAUGUGUACUCUCGUGUUAACAGUAUCCCUCGUCGAGGAAGUGAAGCUAAUUGGUCUCUCUGAAUAGUUGCACUCUCUUUCUCCGUUCUGGUUCUGGACUACUUUUGUGAUGGACAAUCUCUAAUAAGACAUGACUGUCUAUUCUACUGUUUGUUUCUUCCUUAAGAAAAUAAAAUAAAAUUCUCAACUCUCUUUA